CCAGAGUAAAACGGAGCCUGUCAGCUGAUUGCUUUCCAAAAAAGCUGAAAGAUGGCGGCAGAAAUCCACUCCCGGAUGCAAACCAGCCGCCCGGUCCUCCUCAACAAAAUCGAAGGGCACCAGGACACGGUGAACGCGGCGGUGCUGAUCCCCAAGGAAGAUGGGGUGAUCACAGUCAGCGAGGACAGAACAAUACGUGUAUGGUUGAAACGAGACAGUGGUCAGUAUUGGCCAAGCAUCUUUCACACAGUAUCAGCACCCUGCUCUGCCAUUUCCUACAAUCAUGACAGUAAACGCAUUUUUAUGGGGCAGGAUAAUGGAGCGAUUGUGGAGUUCAUCAUGGCUGAAGAUUUCAACAAGAUGACUUAUGUAAAGACUUAUCCAGCACAUCAGAAUCGUGUUUCAGCAAUCGUAUUUUCUCCAGAAACUGAAUGGGUUAUAAGCACAGGACAUGACAAGUACCUCAGCUGGAUGUGUACCAGGAGUGGAUGUCUACAGGGAAGGCAUUGCUUUACUGCCUGGGCUUCCUGCUUACAAUAUGAUCUGGAGACGUGUCAUGCAUUUGUUGGUGAUUAUUCUGGGCAGAUCACAUUAUUAAAGCUUGAACAGAAUUCUUGCAGCAUCAUUUCAACAUUGAAAGGACAUGAAGGCAGUAUUGGAUCUCUUUGGUGGGAUCCUAUCCACCGACUGCUGUUCUCUGGAGCAUCUGACCACAGCAUUAUCAUGUGGGACAUUGGUGGGAUGAAAGGCAGGACUAUAUUGCUUCAGGGUCAUCAUGACAAAGUGCAAUCUCUCUGCUACUUGCAACUAACACGGCAGCUGAUUUCCUGUGCUGCUGAUGGAGGUAUUGUAGUUUGGAACAUGGAUGUUCAGAGAGAAGAGGCUCCCCAGUGGCAGGAAAGUGAUUCUUGUCAAAACUGUAAACAGCCGUUCUUCUGGAACUUAAAACAGAUGUGGGACACAAAGAGCCUUGGUUUGCGACAGCAUCACUGCAGAAAAUGUGGCAAAGCUAUUUGUGGGAAAUGCAGUACCAAGUGUACGACCUACCCGGUGAUGGGCUUUGAGUUUCAGGUGCGAGUCUGUAAUGACUGCUUUGACACCAUCAAGGAUGAAGAUCGAACUUCUUUGGCAACAUUCCAUGAAGGCAAACAUAAUAUCGCACACAUGAAUCUGGAUAACACAAGAGGAUUGAUGGUAACCUGUGGAAGUGAUCGCAUUGUGAAGAUCUGGGACAUGACACCAGUCAUUGGCUGCAGUAUGGCUACAGGGUUUUCUUCCCGUUGACCUCCGACCUCCAAUAGCACUGCACCUUUGACGUGUACAUGUAGAACCAAUUCUACUUACAUGUUACCAUGGAGACAGUGCUAUUAAAGUUGAGUAGAGAUUCAGGUGACAAACUCCUACUUUGCCCAAAGGACCGAAUAAAUAUUCACUUGAGUAAACACUGUUUGUGCCCAAUGCUAGAAGCACAGGAAAUAAAACUGCAAAAGAUAUGAAAAAGAAAACUACCUUUCUAACUAAAAUUGUAAAAUAGCAUCAUAUUACAUAAGAGUAUAUUUGUUCUAUAUUUAUUCUGUGCAUAACCUAACAUGAUUUAAUUAAAUGUCUUUAAUGAAGAAAAAUUGUGCAAGAUAAUUUUUAGAUAAAAAUGUGUCAUUUAUCCUAGCCAUAAUGCCAUUUAGGUGUUGUAAGCUGGUGAUUCCUGGUCUGUUUACAGUACGAUGGUUUUCAGUGUUUGCUUUAUUUGUACACUGCAAAUUCCUGUCGUAUGCAGUUUGUGACCAGGCAUUGAUAAACAGGGGCACUUUAUGGGGGAAAUGUAAGCUGCAUUUUUAUAAUGACACAGGAAAUAUUUGUGAUUACAAAAAAAAACACCUAUACCUAUUAAACAAUUUGCUUCUCUCUUCAACUGUGAUAAGCAAGAAGCAUUUUUUUCCCCCCCUUUGACAUUUACAUAAAUGAGUACAUUCCCUUUUGCUGUGGGGUGCACAGUCUGAUUCAGGAGGAUGGGAGAUUUGAUUUUUUUUCAUGAGCACAUGCAAAAGAUAUGGUCAUGUUGUUCAGCAUUUUCACUUGCAGAAAACAUCUUAAUGAAGAAAACUCCACACAGUUUGCAAUAUUUUGAAUUACCAUCACUAUUUAGCUAUAUUCAGUUAACACUAGUGUUGCUGAAGCAAUCAGUGUUCAUUAUAUACUGGUUAUAAUUCCACUAAAAGCACGUGUAUCCUUUACCUCAAAUUUGAUGCUAGUGAGUUAAUGCUUUUGGAUUUCAGAUGUUUGCUAUAUUACUUUAGUACACCCCAGGCUCAGCAGAAUUGAUUUCAUGUUUUCAUUUUCUGCAUUUAACAGUUUACAAUAACAGAAGAAUAAUGGAAAAUACAGCUCUGUAUUUGAGAACAGCCAAUGUAUAAUUAAAAGGUGUGAAUGAUGCACUGCAAAUUUUGCCAUGCAUUAUGUUAUAUGCUCCUAAUAGUUAUUAAAGGAAGAAAUUACUUAUCUACAAUUGUUGCUCAAUUUAUCUUUUGAAAAAAAUCAUUCAAAUUUCUUUGCCUAAAAGAAUUUGAGUUUAGUUUUGGGGAAGAGUUCAGAUGAGGAUUAGCCUUAGAGUGCUAUUGUCUUGUACUGCAUUGUCACACUAGAAGGGGAUGGGAGCAAUGACAUAAAGUAAGCCACUGCAAGAUGAUAAAGUGCAGCUAUGAAUCUUACCGAGUAAUUAAAUGACAAUUGUUUCAAAUCUUU
Molecule: messenger RNA, 2739 nt
Organism: Hemiscyllium ocellatum (epaulette shark)
Lineage: Eukaryota; Metazoa; Chordata; Chondrichthyes; Orectolobiformes; Hemiscylliidae
Gene: wdfy1
Product: WD repeat and FYVE domain containing 1
Exons: 12
Coding region: 52-1284 (410 amino acids)
Molecular function (GO): protein binding; metal ion binding
Source: RefSeq, a predicted model, not a curated record